Lymnaea stagnalis (great pond snail) is the source of this 954-nucleotide messenger RNA. Lineage: Eukaryota; Metazoa; Mollusca; Gastropoda; Lymnaeidae. The record is from the annotation of a GenBank genome assembly.
CAGGGUAACGUGGUACGGCGUCACAGUCUGAAACAGGCGACGUUUCCUGUAAGUACCAGCCUGCUGAAGGAGUUUGAUGAGGUAACAAAUCUUUUCAUCCUCUUUUUUUUGUUUUUCAUUUAUACAUUUACAUUUAAUGACCAGAAUCUACUAAAAUUACCGUAUCCGGAAAUUCGUUUGAAAGAAAUUUCGUCGACGGAAGUUUGGUCGAACGGAAAUUUGAUCGAAGUUUAUUUUCAGUUCUCACGAUCAAAUUGUGCUUCAAAUUUCUUUUUGAACGCACUCUCCUAUAUUUAAAACAAAAUAAUGCGUCCGACCAAACUUCCGUCGAUAAAUUUUCAAACAAAUUUACGGGAACCAAAAUUACGGUAGAUGACGUCAUUCUUUUAAGCUAAAAAUUGAAGACAACGAAAUUGUAUUUUCAAUUACGAUUUUCUAUGUUGUUGUUGUUGUUUUUUUUUUAUAUAGAUUAAUGUUUUUAACGAUAUUUUAACGUUAAUGAGAAUAUCAUGCUAAUUACUAUAGAAUUGAAAACUUUGUUUGUAAGUUGUUGUUUUUUACGGUAUACUUUGGAAAGAUUUUGCUUUGUAAAGGAAACAAACUGUUUUAAAAAUUUAAUUGAUAUGACAAGGAUUACAUUUCUUGCCUUACAUGAAAAAGAAGAGGAAAACCCGUGAUUUAUAGUGUAAUCAAACGACUCUCUGCAUUAGUUGAAUGCUAUCUUGCAGUAGCCACGUUGGUCUGCGCGAUUAGGCAAAAGUGUGUGCUGAUUUAUCAAACUUAAUGCAAGCUUCUAAGAAAAGGAUUACUAUUUGUUAGACACACGCACAAUGCAGGUUUCGUCCGUCAUACUGAUUAUGUAAAUGUUUUGCUCAGAUUCGCGACAUCAGCCAUCCUAACCUACUGCGCGUGGUGGGGGCCUGGCUCGAGGGAGACAAGAAAGUCAUCAUCACG